AUGGGAGCUAGUUCCCGACAAGUGGUUUCUUUGGUUUGCAACACUCCACCCAUCGACUCAGAAACUCCCACCCCCUUCGUCGUCGCCAUCAUUGGAGGCAGUUGGAACAUCGGUGCUGCAACAGCCAAAGCCUUUGCCCAAGCCGGUGCAACCGGAAUCAUCAUAACCGGUAGCACCAAAUCCCUUCACCUCCUAGAAACAAAAAUCCAAGUCGAGGCCGCCGCUUCUUCUCCAGACCUCAAAGUCACCGCCCUAGCUGCCGACUUGGGGGAUCCUUCUUCUGCAAAGCUUGUUGCCGAUACCAUCACUUCUAUUUAUGGUUGUCUGGAUCUGCUUAUCAAUAAUAGUGCAAUUGUUAGCACGCACGAGUCUGCUUUUAAUAAGCUGAUUGGCAUUGAUAUUGAUCAAAUUCAGAAGACGAUGGAAGUCAACUACAUUGGGAAAUUUGCACUCAUCAAGGCUCUUCUGCCGUUGAUAUUGAUUAGUGAGAGUGGGAAAAAGACCAUCAUAAAUAUUACGAGUGGUAUGGCGCAUUUUGCGAGUAUGGGUUCAAUCGGGUACAAUAUCUCAGAAUUGGCACUUAACAGAUUGACCGAGGCAGUAACCGAGUCAUAUGGUGGUGAAGGUAUGCUGGCCUAUGCUGUUCAUCCAGGUAUUGUUGCGACUAUGCCUCCUAUUGGCAUGGCACCUGACGGUCGACCAUGGCCGUCGAUGACGUUGGACUUUGUGGUUCGUUUUUGCUUUGGUUGGUCAAGGAGCGACGGGAGUGGUUGA
This is a messenger RNA of Sclerotinia borealis F-4128, 774 nucleotides long. Lineage: Eukaryota; Fungi; Ascomycota; Leotiomycetes; Helotiales; Sclerotiniaceae. The record is from the annotation of a GenBank genome assembly.